Molecule: messenger RNA, 1386 nt
Organism: Salpingoeca rosetta
Lineage: Eukaryota; Choanoflagellata; Craspedida; Salpingoecidae
Exons: 10
Coding region: 1-1386 (461 amino acids)
Biological process (GO): negative regulation of RIG-I signaling pathway; negative regulation of type I interferon production; positive regulation of DNA-templated transcription
Molecular function (GO): nucleic acid binding
Source: RefSeq, a predicted model, not a curated record
AUGCUUUUCCAAAACUUGACGCAGCAGGCGCACUGGAUGUCGACGACGUGGAUGAAUGGUGGUGUAUGCGGCAAUCCAUCCCAUCCCAGCGAAGCUUACUAUCUGAGGAUUGUGUUUGAGCACCAGAUUGAGCAUGGUGGCGGCUUCUUGUGUUUCCAUUAUCGCCACCGCCCGCACAAGCGGCAGGGCGAGGACGCAUCCUCCCAGUACUGCAUGGCCAUUGUCAAGAUGACGCCGGACACAUUCAAGCAGUUUCAGCAGGACUACAGCGGCACGCCAUGGCGCCUCAGCACAGACGUGCCUCUGGAGACAGAGCUCAGUGACGCGGAUGCCGACCUUGAUGUCGUCGUCGAAGAAGUGCCAGAGUCGCCCCAGCUCCCAACUCUCCCAGAGCUCAACCCGCCAAAGUCAAUGCCGAAUGGAAAUGUAGGCACCCCUACUGCCCUGUAUCACGAGCUCAUUCGCACGUGCCAGCUCCCGCCACCGGUCGUUGGCAAGCUUGGGCUUGACUUUGUGCGCAGCCGCAAGCGCAGAUACGGCCGUGUGCCGCUUGAUUACGGUACAGCUGUUGUUGCUGCACCAAAGCAGACACCGCCACCGCCACUGCACGUGAUACCCCGCCGGCACAUGGCCAAACUUGCUGGCACGCGCCCUGUCCGUCCGCCCGCCCAAGCACCCGAGGUGAUGGUUGGAUGGGGUUGCUGGCGGUCAAGCGUGGCGCUGCGCAUGCGUGUGGAUGCGGGUGCCAUUGUGGACGAGGACAACGAUGAUGGUGGUGGUGAUGAUGGUGGUGAUGAUGACGACGAUGAAGAGGAGGAGUGGGAUCGGCACAUUGGAUUGAACCCACAUGAUGAGAAUGAUCAGGAGCGAAGCAAGGACAGGCUGUUUGAGAAGAGCGUGGCGCAUCCGUGGGACAAAGGGGAUGCGAGCGCGCUUGUGUGGUACACGGACGCGGCGUAUUGGGAUGCGCAGCAGGGCGACUUUGACGAGCGCAACGCAGACGAAUACGACGUCGAUCUCACCGCACACUACGGCCUCGGCCACGGCGAUCGCACGAGCGAGCAAGUUGCUGAGAUGCGCGCGUACGGAUAUCGCGCCCAGCCCGGGGCAGCGGGGCGCCACCACAACCCCGGGUAUGCCCCCUUUGAGCGGCACACGAGGGGUGUGGGAAGCAUGAUCCUGCGCAAGCAUGGGUGGCGUGCGGGGGAGGGUGUGGGCCGGCGUGGUGGUGGGCUGGUGGAGGCACUGGAGGCUGAGGGGACAGCGGGGCGCCGCGGGAUUGGAUACAGGGGGCCACCACAGCCAGGGGGUGGCGGUGGUGGUGGUGGUAGUGGUGGGAGGAGGAGGAGGAAGGCAGCAACAGCAGCGCGAGUACAGCCAGCGUAG